Messenger RNA from Schistocerca americana (American grasshopper), 2706 nucleotides. RefSeq names its product translin (gene trsn). Gene Ontology annotation, molecular function: single-stranded DNA binding; RNA binding; sequence-specific DNA binding. The transcript has a single exon. NCBI's taxonomy places the organism in Eukaryota, Metazoa, Arthropoda, Insecta, Orthoptera, Acrididae. The record is from RefSeq and is a predicted model, not a curated record. Gene Ontology annotation, cellular component: cytoplasm; nucleus. The coding region runs from base 133 to 843 and encodes 236 amino acids. Gene Ontology annotation, biological process: RNA metabolic process.
UGACGUCGAGUAGUGUUUUCUGACGCUAGUGCUGUUGAUUUGUUUUACUGUCGGGUGUGUCGUAGAAGGCGAGUAUUUUGUGAGUUCGGUGCUCACUUGAUGCAGACGUGAGCUGAGACAAUUUCCGUGGUAAUGGCAAACUCAAUAACGGAGAUCUUCUCUUCCUAUCAGGAAUAUCUGAACAAUGAACAAGAUUUGAGGGACGAAAUACGUAACAUUGUUAAGGACAUAGAACAACAUGCAAGAGAAAUACUAACAAUUCUUCAAGCUAUUCACCAAGAAGGGGGGAUUCGUGAAAUACCCAAGUGCUGUGAAGCUGCAAGAAAGCAGUUCAAUGAAGUGCAGCUCGCAUUUACUCGACUUGGUAACGCAAUCCCUGCCGAACAAUAUUAUCGUUUUAACGAUCACUGGCGAUAUGCUGUUCAACGGCUAGCAUUCCUUGCAGCCUUGACAAUUUACCUCGAGACGGGAGACUUGGCGACUCGUGAAACAGUAGCUGAAAUACUUGGACUUAAGACACGGAGAGAUGCAGGUUUUCAUUUAGAUCUGGAAGAUUACUUGAUGGGCCUGCUCCAGCUUUCAUCGGAACUGUCACGCUUAGCAGUCAACAGUGUAACCAUGGGCGACUAUGUUCGACCUCUUCAGAUUUCACGCUUUAUUGCUGAGCUGAGUGCCGGUUUUCGGCUUCUGAAUCUUAAAAAUGAUUCACUUAGAAAACGAUUUGAUGUUUUGAAAUACGACGUGAAGAAGAUAGAAGAAGUUGUUUACGAUUUGUCGAUACGUGGUUUGAAACCUCCUGAGGACCCCGAAAUCAAAUGCAGUGAAAGUGCUACGACGGAUUAGUGUAUGUAGCUUUGUUUCAUUUACGACUGCUGACACACUUUUAAUUAAACGAUUAUGUUAUCACUGUGCAACGUAAUCCGUAAAAUUUGUGAUGAGAAAACGGUUUAUUUAUUUUUUUGUGCGUGAAGAUUUCUAAGCCUAAGAGUGAUUAGCACAAUAUUUAUUAACGUGCUGUGUAGGCCUAGUACUACUAAUACAGGCACUUCUGCCAGUUUACGGUCAAUAUUUGGGUGAAUGUAAUCACCAUUUAGGACGUAUGUAUGAUGAUUUUUGGAACCCACAGUUGAUGUGAGUAAUGAAUAGGAAAGCUGUUCCUCAGUUAUACUGUGUUUAAAGCAUUUUUUGAAAGAAACAUUAAGGAUUAAGGACUCGUUGAAAAAUUUGUGGUUUCUAGUGUAACAUUUCUGACAAAUGAUUUUCCUAAACACAGCACAUGAUUAAAUACUUAUUCAUUUCUACAGUACAUUAGGAGCAGGAGUGGUGCAAGUUUAUUGCAUAAUUUCUAGCACGUGUGUGUGUGUGUGUGUGUGUGUGUGUGUGUGUGUGUGAGAGAGAGAGAGAGAGAGAGAAUAUGAUAGGCUCAAUUAUGUAAACAUAUACACUAGAAGAUAAUUUAAGCUUACUUCUCUUACAUAAAAAAUACAUGGUCUAUGAAAUGUUGAGCCACCAUUGAGUCACUAUCCUUGAUUAGCAGACUAACACCUGGGGUUUAUAAGGGAUGUUGCAAUUCGUUUACUGUUUGUUCGAUUCACCUGGAUAUUAACUAUGUAAGGGAACUCUUAUCUGUCUGAAUUAUCAGUGUGUGGUAUUUAUUUUAAUGGAUUCUGCAGAAUAUUUCUCUUCUAGCUUCAAAAUUCAGUGAAACUGUUGGAUUCAAUUCCUUUCAAUUUUUUAUUUAAAAUUGGUUACUGUUUCUUAAUUUUAGAACUGUUUUCACAAUUUAAUGAAUGUAUGGCAUGUUUGCAAAGCAGACAGUUACUGAGGCCCUUAGAUUUGAUCUAAAUAAUGACUGCUUAAAGCUGUCCAUGUAUUCGCCACUGAUAUUUUUUAAAAAUUUGCCUGUGCAUUUUUGAUUAACUGGUAAGAAUCUUCAAAGCAGCUUGUAGUAAAAAAAAAAAGUUGUCAGUAGAAUUUUGUGCUCAUACAUGGAAUGACAAUAAGGUGGAGGCUCUAGGCAGUUGUCAGUGGUGUAUUUGAAAAUUUUAAAUUGUAUUCUUGUUUCAAACUCUACUGAUCUCUUAAUGACAAUAUUAUAACAGGUUAUUUUUAUUUCAGUACACAACAGAAUCAUUUGUCACCCAUAGAUUUAUUCCAGCCUUUCACAAAUCUUGAACUCUGUUAAUUAGAAUGAUGCAUUGUGAGAAUUAGGCAUGUAGUAACCACUAAAGCUGGACAGUUGCGAGUGUUUGCUGGUGUUACUAUUUGUGCCUUUAACUGUUUUUCCUGCAAUACAUGCAAGUCAUUGGUGAUGUUCCAGACUGUGCCUCAAGUGUGACUUUUGUUAAGAUAAGAUUUGACAUCUAAUUAAAGUAGUUUCAAACUGCAGAAUGUGUGACAAGAGGAGGGGAAUGCAAGUAAUACUUUGACAGACUGUCGUUUUAUGGUGUAUGCCUGCAUUAUUUUUCUGACAGUGUCUAUUUUCUCAUUAGCUGCAAUAUAUAUUCCCUUCUGUUGUUGGGUAUCUGUUUCUCUGGAAUGCAAGAGACAUUUAAGUCAAUGUUGAGGGGCACUUAGGUGCUCAUAAUGUAUGAUAAUAUAUUGCUUUUAUCUGAUGUAAUAUUUUUCUCAAUAAUUAUGUAGCUAUUGUAGCUUCAAAUUAUAUUGGCUCUAAUUGAGUAAUUAUAAAAAUACUGUAGUCAUAAA